AUGAGGCCUCGUGACUUGGGAGAGGCUAUGGAGCUAGCUCAAUUGGUAGAAGGUCAGAGGCACCUGGAGGGAGAGACGGGAGACAACAGCUUAGGAGGCUCAUACAGGAUGACCACAACCUUAUUGAAAUCCAAGGAGCCAAUACCGGAUACUCUUCGGGGGACUUCGAAGGAAAAGACUGCAAGAAGAAGACCUAGGGACAACUUCAAGAAGCUCACAGAGAUAGAAUUACAAGAGAAGAGGGCGAAGGGGCUCUGUUUCAGAUGUGACGAGAGAUGCUCUACAUAUCCUUAUAGGUGGCUGUCUGCGACUUUAGUGGACUUUUAUGUUAAUGUUGUUGCUAUUGCGGUUUGGGUUGCCUACAAGGAAUCAAGUUGGUUAAGUACAUGUUUUUGGGUAAUUCUUUUAGUAUGUUUUGGCAGCAUUAGCACAUGCGCUUAUAUAGUGAAGCAACUUUUCAGUAUAUCGGGUCAAGAUUCUUCACAAGAUCCUCUACAACUAGUGCUAUUGAGGAAAGAUGGCGAAAGCAAAGUGAAUUGCUCAUCCGUUGUCCUCGGAAGAAUUGUGUUUAGUGCCUUGGGCAUUAUAAUGUCAGCAAUAGUGGUCUAUACGCUAGUUACUGAUGGUUGGCCUUUCCGCAUGGAAUUGUUGACACCGUGGAUGGCUGCAACCUUAAUCGAUUUUUACAUAAAUGUUUUUGCCAUAUCGGUAUGGGUUUUCCACAAGGAGUCAACUUGGAUCCGUGCAAUCUUUUGGGUCUGCCUUUUAAUAUGCCUUGGCAGGUAAUUUGUUUUAAAAAUU
Molecule: messenger RNA, 801 nt
Organism: Dendrobium catenatum
Lineage: Eukaryota; Viridiplantae; Streptophyta; Magnoliopsida; Asparagales; Orchidaceae
Exons: 7
Coding region: 1-786 (261 amino acids)
Source: RefSeq, a predicted model, not a curated record